Molecule: messenger RNA, 1871 nt
Organism: Aplysia californica (California sea hare)
Lineage: Eukaryota; Metazoa; Mollusca; Gastropoda; Aplysiida; Aplysiidae
Source: RefSeq, a predicted model, not a curated record
AAAAUUAUAACUGAAAAUCCACAAUGACGAUGACCUCCUACCAGGGUGCCUUGCGAGGAUUUUUGUGUAUACUUGCUGUACUACUUCACCAUUGUGCAAGACAUGUUACUUGUGAUUGCCUCCUGCCAGAUGUGCCUAGUGAAAUAUACCCGCUAUCAUCAAUAAGGACCUCAUACAGUGAAGGUGCAAUCUUUGAGGUUGUCUGUAUUCCUCAGUAUCUGCCUGAUUCUGUUUUCAACCUAGAGUGUGAUGUGUCUGGAAACUGGCAAGGGACUUUUCCUAAUUGUGAAUCUGAUUACAAUGGCGCGAGAUGGUGGAUACUGCUAAUCAUCUUGGUGACUAUCAUUGUUUUGGUUCCUUGCAUAUUACCAAGAGUCUACUUUCACUUUUUUGAUGAGCAACAGGUUGAGCGUUUGGAGCUUUUGCACAGACAAAGGCAAGAAGUUGAAUUGAAAUCAUUCAGGCGUGGUGAAGCAGACUCAAACCAGCGGAAGAUAGAUUCUUUUGAUUUUUCCUUUCCUGAUUAUGAGACUCGGAACAUCCACCCGCGGCCGCUUCCACCCAUUAAACAAAAAGGUGCCCAACAUAGCACCGGUGAUUCCAAAGUCUACCUGUGAUCAUCUAUUCCUGGUUGUAGGACUGAUCACAGUACUUUGGAGAACAUCCAGUGUUGGUUCCCAGUGAUUGUUACAUUCUGGUUUUGCAGUUGAGUCAGGACUCAUCUCUUGAAAUCUACCAGUUUUUUCUGGACCACAAUACACUAUUAAAGCUUCCACUGCAUUGCUUGCCUGUCAUGCUGCUGCAUUUUAUUGUCCUAAACUGCGGUGAUAUGGGCAAGUUCUCUUUCCCCAUCUUACUGUACGCCAUAAUUUAACUAUCACUAUCAGUAUCCGUUUCUUUAUUACUUUCUUAUUAUUUUCUUCAUGUAUAACAUGCAUUAUAUUGCAUAGUCUAUCAUGCACAGAGAAAAAUUGUUGGGAUUCCAAAACCACUUCGUGAUGUAUAAAUUUAGCUAUGAAUGCGUUAAAUUUUUUUCUUUAACUUAAACUUUAAGUACAUGUACAAAAAAAAAUAAUAUAUGUAAGAAAAAAUUCAGGACCUGAAAAUCUAUUCACUGGGUUCUUGUUUCGCUAUGUGUGUGUAAGACUGCAUACAGGAAAUAUGUAGUUAGAUCUAAGUGAAAGGCAUAUAUUUUAUUGUUACAUCUCAUUGCUGUACUGCCAUAAAAUAUCAAAUCAGGUUCAACAUUUUCCUUUCACUUAUAAACUUACCUCUCACUCUCACCUUUCACUUUUUUAAAAGUCUCCUCUAUCUCGGUAGAAAUAUCUUUCUGUCACCUUUAUUUUUUUAUUUUUUAUCAAGGCUCUUGUUUCUGUUUUCUCUCAUCUUUCAUUUUUAUUUUUGAAACUCCCAUCUCUGUAUAAUGAUGGUUGUAAAAGUUAUUAUGCAUAGUGGUAACAUAGCCAUUACAGUUACCUGUAACAUUCAAAUCAUAUAUAUUUUUAUAAUGACUCUUUUACAGUCAAACUUUUCUUAAUUUUUUAAAUUUGAAGUUGUGGCUCAACAAAAUUUGCAUGUGUGCUAUUUCUUUUUGUAUUUGAUGCAUACAUUUUGCCUACAAAGUACUGUAGAUAUAACAUUUACGUAAUUUUUUUCAUCAGUUGUUUCUGUUCAAAAAUAACAUAUUUUGUCUGUGAUAUGUUUAUGAUAUUGUCAGAUUUGGACCCACCAUGGUGAAAAUUGACUAUUUGUUUUAAUUAAAUUAACCACAAAUUGUUUAAGUUACAUUGUCUCAUCAGUAUCUGGUGCGUUUUCCCAAAAGACUAGUUUGGCUAGUUCAUUAUGGUAUAUUAAACAGUUUUUGUAACUUA